Molecule: messenger RNA, 1677 nt
Organism: Cladocopium goreaui
Lineage: Eukaryota; Dinophyceae; Suessiales; Symbiodiniaceae
Source: the annotation of a GenBank genome assembly
AUGGCCUACUCUGGUGGCUCUAUGGUCUAUAGUGGACUGCUGGAUGAGGGAACUGACAUGGUGACGCUGGUGGAUGCUCUGGUGGAGGCUCAGCUCCUGAUUCCAGUGCUUGAACAAGGCAAGGACACAAAGGUGCUGUAUCCUUCCAUCCACUCUUGGAAUGAUUACUUCAAGUUGGUGGACGUCUGCUGUGGUAUUGGGGGAGUUGCGCAUGGAGCUCUGGAUGUGGGUGUUCGAACAACUGCCUCGGCAGUUUGCAAAGCAAAGAUGCUGGAGCUUCAUGAGGCUCACUCUGGUACUCACGGUAUCCUUGGGAAUGUGGGUGACCCUUCCAGCUGGUGCGGCUGUCCCCAGCCGAACGUUGAGGUUCUGCCCACCGCUGUCUGCCAUGGUAAGUUGAUGGACAUCAGCAGGAUCGAUGCUGGUGGUCCAAUGACUGUGGUGUCUAAGGUUGAGGUGUUUGACUGCAGACAUGAACGCCAUCUCCUCUGCAUGGUGCACAAUGGAGCGUGUAUGGUGUUUCGCCGUUUGCUGGAUGGAGGCUCAGAAGUGGUGAAGCUGCUGGAUGCCGCGGUGGUGACCCAGUACCUGCUCGCGGCUCUGACCACUGGACCUGACACCAUGGUUUUGCAUCAACUCACCCCUUCUUGGAACGACUACGUCAAGCUCCCUGAUGUUUGCUGUGGCCUGGAUGUUGCUCCUUCAGAUCAGUGGCGCCAUGGCAAUGGUUCGGAUGGCCUUCUUGCUGCCAGUAGCUAUGUUGUGCUCUCCACUCAAUGCCGACAGAAUGGAUUGCCAUCUGAAGAGCUUGGUCUCAAUGGACAUGGUGGGCUGGGGACUUCCUUACACGUUUGUGGAAGGGGUCAAGCAAUGGCUAUGGUGAUUGAGCAAAUUCGGUUGCCCAUGGCGAUGUACACUAUUUUGGGGUUUAGUGCUGCACUGACGCAAUGCCAUGUCGUGGUGGCUGGCAAAGUUCGGCUCCUGACGCACUUGCUUUUUCUCAGUGUCAGUAGGAUUCGGGUCGCGUGUCACCCUGGUCGUGACAGGGGUGGUUCCAAGUUUGUGGCUGCCAUCCUGGCGGGGUUGUGUUGCCUAGCAACUUUUGUGAUUGACCACGUUACAGGUGCUUGUCUUUGGGCCCUGUGUGUAAUGCGCAGAUGGCUCUUGUUGUUUUCUCUUGUGCCCUUCCGACAGCUUUCGCUGCCCUGGGAUGGGCUGCUUGUUUCGGUGCCUGUGACGGUGCAGUCGCAACCUAAGCAAUCGGCCGAAGAACCGUGGUAUGCCACGGUGGUGCUGAAAGGCUCCGCCACCCAGGGCGAACGCCUGGAAGGGGCGGCCUUGGGGCAGUCCGCGCAGGCGGCACGCGAAGCAGCCGUGCAGGUGCUCCUGGAUCGGAUGCCAAGGAGCACAGUCCUUGCCCCGGCUUCUGUGGUUCUUUCGAGGACCUCCGGCAUUUCCAAGAAAGCCCGCUUCGCGCGUCCCUUUACGCGUCCCUGGACUCGGCCCUUUGCUCCGGGCAAAUGGCGGCAAGGCGCUCCAAUCGGGCAAGCUCCGAGAGAAGCUCCUCGUCUCACUGAAGCUCCGAGAGAGGCGAGCAGCGGCCACAACGGCCACAGCGGCCGCACCCCGCCACCGCCACCGAAGCCCAAACGCAUGCAGCCGCGGAUGGUGUCCUGA